AAUUAAUUCAUAUAAAGACGCUGCUAGAAAAGCCAAAGCAUGGAGAGCCGUGAGUCUGCAAGUGGAAAUUCCAGACCUAACAGAACGUGUAUUUGAGUUGAAAAGGCAUUGGGUUAAUCGGCUAGAUAUGACACUUAACUGUACGCAAACAUGAGUUGUUUUGAGUUUGGUGAUCUGCACAAAGAGGACUGUCGCAGGAGAUGGAAGAGCUUGCGGGACAUGUUCAUCAAAGACAAGCGUGCGGAGCAGCGCCGGCGAGCCUCGGGAACGUCCCACCGCAGCUGGAAGUACAGCUGGCAGAUGUCAUUCCUGACGCCCUUCAUCCAGUCCCGAUCGCUGGCCUCCGACGAGCCCGAGGAAGACCGAGACGAAGAGGACAAGGAGGAGGAGACGACGGCGGACGGGAACUCCUCAUUUGUGGCGCAGGACUUUGAGGGCGAUCACGGGAUGCUGGACGGAUCCUCGCACUACUCGGCGUCGGGAUCGCAGGGUUCGGGACGCAAGAGGAAGUGGCAGAUGGAGGCCAACGAGGACUUGGAGGACGAGAUGUUCUUGUUUAGUUUACUGCCGUAUCUCAGGCGGCUGCCUUACGCCAAGAAGAGCGCCGUCAAAUUAAAAAUCCACCAGCUGUUGUAUGAGGCGGAGUUUAAGUGAUGUUCUAUAGUUUCUUAAUAUUUUUCUAUCUUUUAUUGAAAUUCUAUCCACUGCGUUUUUUAACAUUCAUAACAUAUUGUAUCGAUGCUGGUAGAUGUUUGUUUCAUCAGAGAUCAAUGAUUAAACAGACAUGUGCACUA
This is a messenger RNA of Sinocyclocheilus anshuiensis, 794 nucleotides long. RefSeq names its product transcription factor Adf-1-like. Gene Ontology annotation, cellular component: transcription regulator complex; nucleus. The record is from RefSeq and is a predicted model, not a curated record. Lineage: Eukaryota; Metazoa; Chordata; Actinopteri; Cypriniformes; Cyprinidae. The transcript is spliced from 3 exons. Gene Ontology annotation, biological process: regulation of transcription by RNA polymerase II. Gene Ontology annotation, molecular function: DNA binding. The coding region runs from base 151 to 654 and encodes 167 amino acids.